Magnolia sinica is the source of this 3028-nucleotide messenger RNA. RefSeq names its product probable receptor-like protein kinase At5g24010. Gene Ontology annotation, molecular function: ATP binding; transmembrane receptor protein tyrosine kinase activity. Gene Ontology annotation, biological process: protein autophosphorylation. NCBI's taxonomy places the organism in Eukaryota, Viridiplantae, Streptophyta, Magnoliopsida, Magnoliales, Magnoliaceae. The transcript has a single exon. Gene Ontology annotation, cellular component: plasmodesma; plasma membrane. The record is from RefSeq and is a predicted model, not a curated record. The coding region runs from base 74 to 2554 and encodes 826 amino acids.
CCCAUGUAGAACAGGUUCUUCAUCUAUAAACAUAGCAGAAACAGAACAAACAUGAAUUACACUGCAACUAUCAAUGGAGUCUUUGCUUCUCCCUCUUCUCUCCCUCCUUUUCAUCUUCUUCUUCCUUCAGUUUCCUUCACCAGCUUUAACUCAAGAUGGAUAUUUCAUCAGCUGUGGAUCCGAUGGCAACGCCACCGUCGAUGAUGGCCGUGUUUUUGCCGGCGAUUACAAAUCUUCAUACCUUUCUGGUGAUGGAGACAAUGCUCUCAAAGACACUUCAAAUUCAAAUUCAAAUUCUCUCUACCACACAGCGCGUGUUUUCACAAGAACAUCCUCCUACAAGUUCCCAAUCAACAGCAGCCGAACCCAUGUAGUACGCCUCCAUUUCUUCCCAUUCAUCUCUCAUGGCUACAAUCUUUCCUCUGCUGUUUUCGAUGUUUCGGUUUCUGGGGAUUUCCUGUUUAGAAAUUUCACAGCUGAUACCAAUAAAAAUGUUACUCUCAAGGAGUACUUCCUCAAGGUAAAGACUACUAAGCUCGAAAUCUCAUUUACUCCUACCUGGAAAUCGUCUUUCGCAUUCGUUAAUGCAGUCGAAGUGUUUCCGGCACCCGAUAAUCUCAUCAGUGACACUGCCCAGCUUGUUGGUCCCACAGGCACACAGCAUUACAAUGGUCUGUUCGAAAAAGUAUUAGAGACCAUCCAUCGAAUUAACGUUGGUGGUCCAAAAAUCACAGACUCCAAUCUGUGGAGAAGUUGGAUUCCUGAUGAACAGUUCUUAGUACUCCCUCAGGCAGCGAAGCCGGCCACUCGUAACGCACCAAUCAUUAAUUGGGGAAUAGUGACCCGUGAUAUCGCUCCUGAGAAUGUUUAUAAUACUGCCCAGCAAAUGAAUCGGGAUAACAAUUCACUUUCACAGAAUUUCAAUAUAAGUUGGGGAUUUGGAGUGAGCUCUGAUUCAAAAUACCUUGUUCGGUUGCAUUUCUGCGACAUUGUUAGUGAACAGCUGGAUGAGCUGUAUUUCCAUGUCUACAUCGGAGAUUCGUUUGCAAUUAGAGAUUUUCACUUCCAUGAUUAUGUCUUCGACCUUGCUGCACCUUACUAUGCAGACUUCGUCGCAGAUCCUGACAAUUUGAGCCAAAUAAAAAUUGGCGUCGGUCCAUCGGAAAAAACGACGCUUUCGAAACAAAAUGCGAUACUAAAUGGGGUGGAGAUCAUGAAGAUAAUUGGUAGUGGGGUUUCCAGAAAGAAUCCGAGGAAACUGUCAAUCGGUGUUCUAGUCGGUGCCGUAGUUGGAGUCUCUGCUUUCAGCUUGCUGCUUGUGGUAGUUUCAGUGCUGGUGUUUAAAUGCUGGAGAAAAACAACAGCAAAGCCCAGAUCUGAAGAAAGCGUGUCGUGGUUGCCGGUGUCUGUACAUGAAAGGAGUUCACGUACUACACUGACUGAAAGAACCAACGGAUCAGACCGUCCAAAUAAAUAUCUAGGACUAAAGAUGUCACUCACCGACCUCCGGCUUGCGACCGAGAACUUCCAUGAGACUUCUCUCAUCGGUUCGGGCGGAUUCGGCAACGUCUAUAGGGGCGUUCUCCAGGAUGGCACCAUAGUAGCGGUGAAGCGGGGAAAGCCCGAGUCCAGACAAGGUUUAAGCGAAUUCGUGGCUGAGAUCACAGUCUUCUCACAAAUACGGCAUCGGCAUCUCGUUUCCUUGAUUGGGUACUGCGAAGAGCAGUCGGAGAUGAUUCUAGUCUAUGAAUUCAUGGAAAACGGUACACUGAAAAGGCACCUCUAUGGUUCGAAUUUGCCGAGCUUGUCUUGGAAGCAGAGGAUCCAGAUAUGUAUCGAUUCAGCACGGGGCCUUCAUUACCUUCACACCGGGUCUGCAAAGGGAAUCAUUCACCGUGAUGUGAAGACGGCGAACAUUCUCCUUGACAAGAAUUACUCGGCGAAGGUCGCCGAUUUCGGUCUUUCAAAGCCGAUCCUGUCUCUUGAUCAGUCCCACAUAACCACCGUGGUUAAAGGCACAUUUGGGUACCUUGAUCCAGAGUAUUACAAGAGGCGCCAGCUAACCGAGAAGUCGGAUGUGUAUUCAUUUGGUGUUGUCCUUCUUGAGGUCCUCUGUGCACGGCCCGCCAUCGAUGUUUCGCUUCCAAGGGAUCAGGUGAAUAUAGCUGAGUGGGCCUUAGAAAGCCUAAAGAAGGGGUUGCUCGAGCAGAUCAUCGAUCGCAGACUUGUCGGUCAGAUCAAUCCUAUCUCUUUGAGAAAAUUCAUGGAGACGGUGCAGAGGUGUUUGUCUGAGUACGGCGCUGAUCGGCCUACAAUUGGAGAUGUGUUGUGGAACUUGGAGUAUGUAUUGCAGCUUCAAGACAUUCCAGUUCAUAGAGAAGCAUAUGAAGACAGUGCUGUCAGUGCAGUUGGGCCGCCGUUACCAGAUGUUCGACGCGUUCCUUCAAGGAGUGUGCAGUUAGAGAGUGAUGAUCCGUCUUCAAAUGGUAAUGGGAGCUCGGAAACAACGGCCAGUGGAGUUUUUUCGCAGUUGUUUGGGAGUGAUGGAAGAUAGAUGUGGCAUAGGUAUGGCUUCUAGUGAUCUGAGAAGAAUAUCAGGGCCCAGAGUCAUGAAUGUGGGGUCCAUGAUUUGGUGAACUAAAAUGUUGAUCUGAUGAGCCCAACUCGAGAUUGGGAUUGGGAAGAUCCUAGCCUUUUGAUCAAUGCUUAUGGACGGUUAAGAGACCAAUUGUGGGCGUCCUAAAUCAAUGGUGGGGCAUCAGAUCAACGGGUGGAUCAUCAAACCAUGUACACCACAUGCAGAAUUAUGAGGCUUAGGAUCCCAUAGUUCCUCUUGGUUUGGGCCUUGGUUUUUUUUUUUUUUUUUUCCUGUUUUUACAGUUUCUGUUUUCUUUUUAACGGUCAGGAAGUCUUAUUUAGCUGAUCUAAAAUAGAAUAUGCAUUUUAGCAUGUUGUAGGCUCCCACCGCACAAAAGUACGCCGUAUCUUAAGAUUUAUAUCACUCCCUUGGUAGGGAUCUUGGAUUCUA